CAAUGAGAAGGCAGAGCAUAAAGUCUAUAUAAAGACUUUAACACAGGAAGUAGCUCUCUUUUGGAGAGGUAGGACCACCACAGGAGGACGGGUAAGGUUUUUGCUCUUAGCUCUGACUUCUUGGCUUUCUUCUUUGCAUUGGUUCUGUGUUUCUUAUUUAAUAAGAUGGUUGGUUACAUCUACAGUGUACCACAGGCUUGCCCACAGGGCAAUCUGGGGGGGCAAUUAAGGUUCCCUCUUCCAAAAUGAUGGCAGCUUGUAUCAAGUUGACAGGAAACUAGUCAGCAUGGGUAUUUGUCACAGGACAGUCUGUAGACAGACUCUGCUUACCGUGUCAGAUCAGCUACACUGCCAUUCAUCUCUGUUUCUUCCAACCGUGAAACUGUAACAGGAGCCAAGAAACUGUUAGCAUAGUGACUGCUGACGUCAUCUAACAGAACCCCCUUCAUUUAACAAUUAAGGGAGCAAAGAUGAAGUCACACCCAUCGUGACGCUGAUGAGUGGUACAGCACAGCUAUCGAGUUUUGUUUUGCUUUUUAAGCAUACUAUCCUGUCUUCGUCAUGUACUAGAAGUGACCCAGGAGAAGCCCGGACUGGGAACGCAGCGCUGGGGGAACACAGAGAUCCCGAUACAUCUUCCCCUUCAAAGAUAUCUGUCCCACAUCCACAUCUGUGGUAGAGGAAUAAAGAUGCAACGUGACUCGCUAGCCUAAGCCCCUGCAGUUGUGACCUCCUCUACCACGAUGGACCAAUGGACCAUAACCUUGGGUGAUGAUGCAACAUGACUCGCUAGCCUAAGCCCCUGCCGUUGUGACCUCCUCUACCACGAUGGACUAAUGGACCAUAACCUUGGGUGAUGGUGUGGAUGUACCACUUGCACGCCUGGUGCCUACAAGUCCAGAGGAGGACAACCGAUCGUCUGGAGUGACAGGUGGUGCUGAGCCACCUGAUGUGGGUGCCGCGAACAGAACUCUGUCCUCGGUUGAGCCACCUCUCCAGGCGCCCUGCCACUGCCCCUAGAGACAUCCCCUAGUCACCAGGACCGAGGCCAACCCAACCCCAUGGAUCCCCACAGCCCCAACAAGGCCAGCGCGAUCAUAUCCUCUGCGCAUGCUCACACCCGAGUCUCCGAUUAGUCGCUUAGGAGCGUGGGGAUGUUUUCCCAGGAUGCUCUGCGUUGCUGUCAUGGUUGACCCCGUGUGCCUGUCUCCUCACAGGGGACGCUAGUCCUGUGGGUGUCUGGACGGUACCCUUGGCCACCAGACGCCGGCGACUUUGGUCCCUGCUCCUUUCGCUUCCUCCUCCCCCGUGGGACCCUCGCGGGACCCCGAAUUGGGUCCAGUGAUGCCGGGGGUGACAUGGACUCCAGAGCGGGCGCUUCUGAGGGGCUUCUCCACGGAGGCCGAGCGGCUGUUGUGCCAGCAGGAGGGGCGCCUUGGCUCAGAUAUUGGAGUUUUCUUAGACUUGCUAUUGGAAGGGAGCUAUGAAGCCAUGUUCUUACAUUCAUUGACACGAAAUAUAUUCAACUCCACAAUGAUGGCUGGAGAAAAGAAUGACAGCUACCUGGAGAAGCAGAUAGUAAAUUUCCUGGAUUGCUCUACGGAUUUGGAAGACUUUGGAAGAAUUAAAGAUUUAUUUAUGUGUGUUACUCUGCAAGUGUGUGAAGGAGGCUGUGAAGGCCAGAGGUGAGGCUGUGAGCCACCGUGUACGUGCUGAGAAGCGAAACCAGGUCCUGGAUAAGAGCGAUAGCUACCCAAGAAAACACCAUGAAAGAUACUGACAUCAAGAGACUUCUGUAUACCAAUCUUUUGUGCGUAUUUUCAAUUUUCCUGAGCUUUUUUAUUCCAUCCUUCUUCCUGGAUAACUUCUCAAUACUGGAAACUCACUUGACGUGGUUGUGCACUUGCUCUGCUCUUGUGACUGCUGUCAAUCUCCUGUUAUAUUUAGUAGUGAAACCAAAUGUACCUUCUAGAAGAAGUUCAUUAUCACAUAAGGUGACCAGAGUUUUGAAAUGCUGUAUGUACUUUCUAAUGUCUUGUGUGUUCCUUCAUAUCAUUUUUGUUCUCUACGGAGCACCACUAAUAGAGUCGGUGUUGGAAACAUUUUUAUUUGCAGUUAUUUUGUCUACUUUUACUACAGUACCUUGCUUAUGUUUGUUAGGACCAAACCUCAAAGCAUGGCUAAGAGUUUUCAGUAGAAAUGGAGUUACAUCCAUUUGGGAGAAUAGUCUUCAGAUCACUACAAUUUCUAGUUUUAUAGGAGCAUGGCUUGGAGCAUUUCCUAUUCCACUGGAUUGGGAAAGACCAUGGCAGGUGUGGCCCAUCUCCUGUACACUCGGAGCGACCUUUGGCUACGUGGCUGGCCUCGUGAGCUCACCACUCUGGAUAUACUGGAAUAGAAAGCAACUUACAUACAAGAACAAUUAAGAGGAGAAAGGGGAGGAGAUAUUUCUUUGUGCAGAUUCCAUAAGGACUGUGCAGAAAUGUGUCUGGUCAAAGCCAAGCGGUUCCAUUUACAGCACUGUUGUUUUUUCAAUGUCGUUUCAACAUGAUGUGAUUGUAGCUUUUUAACUAUGAAACCCCUGAGAGAUUGUACCUUCUAGUUGAAAUAAACUAUUUAGAGUAGA
This is a messenger RNA of Peromyscus californicus insignis, 2626 nucleotides long. Its product is annotated as phosphatidylinositol-glycan biosynthesis class F protein. Gene Ontology annotation, cellular component: endoplasmic reticulum membrane. The transcript is spliced from 11 exons. The record is from RefSeq and is a predicted model, not a curated record. The coding region runs from base 1767 to 2426 and encodes 219 amino acids. Gene Ontology annotation, biological process: GPI anchor biosynthetic process. NCBI's taxonomy places the organism in Eukaryota, Metazoa, Chordata, Mammalia, Rodentia, Cricetidae.